AUGCCAUAUUCAGGUGCGGCCUGGAUAAGUUUAAUUGGUGGAGGAUCCCGCUGGUCAUUGUUAUCCACUGUUAAUAUAUCUAAACGCCAAGAUACAGGAAGAAUCAAUUCUUCACCAUCAUCUUCUUUACCACCAUUUAUUCAAAUCAAACAAGGAUGUUUUUAUUCAUUGAUAAUUCCAGUCGAAGACGCAGACAACGACAUCAUCAGAUGUCGAUGGGCAAUUGGUGAUGAUGAAUGUGGCGGCAUAUGCAACAGUCUGGUAAAUUCAGAAUUAAACAAGGGUACAUGUGUAAUCUCGUAUAACGCUACUGGUGAGUUAGGUCUGUAUGCUGUUGCACUACAGAUCGAGGAUUUCGCCACGGAACAAAGCGACAAUCCUUUAAGCAGUGUUCCUUUGCAGUUUUUAAUCGAUGUAAUACAGACUGUUUCAAAUCAAUCUUGUGAAAUUAAACCAAUAUUAGAAAAUAUUGAUUCUGUCAUCGUUAUUCCUGUUAACACCACGUACCACGAGACUAUCAUAGCAAAAGGAGAUGGAAUUUCCGAAAUUAUUAUUCUCACCUCGAAAGAAGUAUCUAAGUCAAAGUUGUUAAGGUAUAGGACAUCCAACGACCGAUGGUAUGUCAAUGUCACAUGGACGCCUACAGAAAGGGAUAUUGGGAGUCAUAGAAUAUGUUUUACGGCUGUAGAUAGUAUAAGUCAAGCUUCUGAAAAAAAAUGUACAACUCUAGACGUGACAAAUUCGACGAAUCUUUGUAGUAAAAAUGUGGACAAAUUUAAUAAAACCUGGAGUUUGACAUCAAAAAACACCCUCACCACCUUAGCCUGCACCGGUGAAUACACGGGUAAUGCUUCAAGAUAUUGCAGUAGCGAGGGAAAUUGGGAGGAACCGACCUACACCAAUUGUAUAAGUAAAUCAAUACAACAUCUGAGAACACUGACUGCUAAGCUGUUAUCUGGAGACAGUGCCAAUAUUCUAGUGAUCACUAUAUUAGAAGAAUUAGAAAAUAUAACAAAAGAAAAUAAUGGGUUACGUUCUGGGGAUUUGCUCACAUCAUCGUAUGUACUGAAUGAUAUAGCCAAGUAUGUGGCAGAACACAAGGACACACUAACAUUUGAUCAACUACAGAUAUUUGGUUCUCUUUGCGACAACUUACUAGAUGAUAGUAAUCAUCAGUCAUGGGAAGAACUCAACAAUGAGGGAUCAGGUGGUGUAACUUCACUUGUCAACGCUGUUACUGAGUACAAUGAUGCGUUUAAUGAUGUUAUUGACGGUAAAUUCUCAAUAAUCGUUGAAAAAGAAAAUGUUGUAAUUGAAGUAGGGAAGGCUAGUUCGAAUGAGAUAAUUGUUCCUGAUCGUUCGAAAAUAUCUGAAUCUUGGAUAACAGAUUCUGCGACUGAAAUUAAACUGAAGACGAACAGAUGUAGCGGUUUGACGGGAUACAGCAGCGCAUUCUAUAGAAAUAUUUCAAGGCUCUUCCCUGAGUAUCUUUUACUAAAUGGGAAACUGCAGUCUUUUAAUGGGAGUUAUGAUGUUAAUUCUAUUAUAGCUGAUUUUACGAUUCAUGGAAGAUCUUGUUCGAAUUUUUCCUUAAUUAUAAAAUUCGAUCACAUUUUGGGAGACUAUUCCAGACCUUUUUGUGGAUUCUGGGAUUUUAGUGCACCAAAUACUGUUAAUGGAGCUUGGUCCUCAUUUGGUUCACGAGUUGUCGAUGCUACAAAUUCUUACACGAUAUGUGAAUACAAUCACACCACUAAUUUUGCCAUAUUGAUGAGUCCAGGAAAAACACCGUUGUCUCAUCAAUUACCACUUAGCAUGAUAUCAGCCAUUGGAUGUGGAGUGUCAAUUUUGUUUCUGGUCAUAACAGUUGUCGUUCAUUUUGUUCUAUGGAACUAUGUGGCAAAUGAUCGAACAAAAACACUGAUGAACUUAUGCAUUGCAUUAAUUCUUUCGUAUGUCAUAUUCUUAGCUGGAAUAACAAGAACAGAUAAUAAAGUAGUUUGUUCAGUGAUUGCGGUUGCCUUACAUUACAUGUUUCUAACAGACUUUGCUCUGAUGCUGGCUGAGGGUAUUCAUAUAGUGAGAAUGGUUGUCAUUAUCUUCCCAACAAGAUCUAUAGUAUAUAAGCUGAUACCUGCAUGUUGGCUUGUUCCUGCUGGUAUAGUUGGGAUUUCGGCCAGUUCGACUAAACUUGAAGGAUAUGGCAAUCAACAGUUUUGUUGGUUAACUCUUGAAUCAAAUCUUAUCUGGGCUUUUAUCGGACCAGCAUUACUUGUGAUUAUGAUUAAUUUUAUUAUAAUCAUUAUAACUGUCCAUAAAAUGAUGACCACUAGAGGGCUUGCUGCUAAAUCACUUAAAGAGAAAUCGAAGAUUGGUUUAAAAAGUAUAUGUGUCAUCUUGCCGUUGUUUGGAGUAACGUGGGUACUAGGUGCUUUUUCUGUGAACGAUGAUCUGGUCAUUUUCCAAUACCUAUUUGCAAUUUUCAACUCUCUACAGGGCCUUUUUAUAUGUGUGUUUCACUGUUUCUUGAAUAUUCAGGUUAAACAAGGCUACCGUAAAUAUCAGAAACGACGAAGCGCUAAUCGCAUGGAUUCAAAACUAUCUACUGAUUCUUCUAAUUAUGACAGUAACAAAAUGCAACAACGCAUCAACGAUCAUCAGGCACAGAAGAAAGAAACGAGAAAUUAUAAUAUUGAUUGUCAAGACCAUAAUGUGCAGUAUAAUCUUAAAUACAAAUAUACCAAUUCAGCCUAUUCUCCGGAUGGUUAUCAAAUGUCUCAGCAAAUUACUUAUUAAA
Molecule: messenger RNA, 2797 nt
Organism: Mytilus trossulus (common blue mussel)
Lineage: Eukaryota; Metazoa; Mollusca; Bivalvia; Mytilida; Mytilidae
Product: adhesion G protein-coupled receptor B3-like
Exons: 25
Coding region: 1-2796 (931 amino acids)
Biological process (GO): cell surface receptor signaling pathway; negative regulation of angiogenesis; adenylate cyclase-activating G protein-coupled receptor signaling pathway
Cellular component (GO): plasma membrane
Molecular function (GO): G protein-coupled receptor activity
Source: RefSeq, a predicted model, not a curated record